Molecule: messenger RNA, 4802 nt
Organism: Medicago truncatula (barrel medic)
Lineage: Eukaryota; Viridiplantae; Streptophyta; Magnoliopsida; Fabales; Fabaceae
Product: ABC transporter C family member 8
Exons: 12
Coding region: 164-4528 (1454 amino acids)
Biological process (GO): transmembrane transport
Cellular component (GO): membrane
Molecular function (GO): ABC-type transporter activity; ATP hydrolysis activity; ATP binding
Source: RefSeq, a predicted model, not a curated record
UAAAACUUAUUUACACUCUCGGUAUAAACUCAUAACAAAUUACUAUUAUAAACACGUAACAAACAGCAGGAGAAUAAUGGUCACAACUCUUGGAAAUAAUCACUUCUCAGAGUCUGUCCUGCUGAUGUAAGGAACAAAAACUAUUCAAAUUCAAGCUCCAAAAAUGGCUUACUUUGAUAACACAAUAGGUGAAAUUUCAUGGAUUUGUUUGAAGAAUUUCGAUUUCAAUUCUUUAUGUUCUCAAAGGAGCUUAAUAGACACUAUCAAUAUACUCUUUGUAUGUGUCUAUUGCACAUCUUUGAUUAUCACUUUAAUCAGAAAAAGUUCUACAAAUGGAAGCCACGGAAAAUGCUGGAUUUUCAUUAUUGUCUCAAUUUGUUGUGGUACUAUUAGCAUUGCAUUUUUCAGUAUUGGAUUGUGGGAUUUCAUAGCUAAAACUGAUAACUCUGAGAAACUGAGUUGCAUUAUCAAGGGAUUGAUUUGGAUUUCUUUGUCUGUUUCCUUGAUCGUUCAAAGAGUCAAAUGGAUUAGGAUAUUAAUCUCUAUAUGGUGGACAUUUUCUUGUGUAUUGGUUUCAUCUCUCAACAUUGAAAUUCUGUUAAGAAAUCAUGCAAUUGAAACAUUUGAUAUUGUACAGUGGCUUGUACAUUUCCUUCUUCUAUAUUGUGCCUUCAAAAAUCUUGAUUAUAUAGGAACUCAUAGUGUACAAGAAGGUUUAACUGAGCCACUCUUAGCUGGAAAAAAUGAAACUAAACAAACAGGAUUAGGCCGUGCUACUUUUCUUAGCAAGUUGAAUUUCUCUUGGAUUAAUUCUUUACUCAGUUUAGGUUACUCAAAGCCGCUUGAUCUUGAAGAUAUACCUUCCGUUGUUUCUGAAGAUGAAGCUGACAUGUCGUAUCAAAAAUUUGUUAAUGCUUGGGAAUCACUUGUGAGAGAGAGGACAAAGAAUAAUACAAAGAGUUUGGUUCUUUGGUCUAUAGUUAGAACUUUCUUGAAAGAAAACAUAUUAAUAGCAUUUUAUGCAUUAAUAAGAACUGUUUCGGUUGCAGUUUCACCUCUUAUACUCUAUGCUUUUGUUAACUACUCAAAUAGAACCGAGGCAGAUCUCAAACAAGGUCUUUCCAUAGUUGGUAUUUUGAUUCUCACCAAAGUUUUUGAGUCUUUAUCUCAAAGGCAUUGGUUUUUUAACUCAAGGAGGUCAGGAAUGAAAAUGAGAUCAGCUCUUAUGGUGGCGGUUUACCGAAAGCAGUUAAAGCUUUCUAGCUCGGCAAGGCAGAGACACUCGGCCGGUGAAAUUGUGAAUUACAUUGCAGUUGAUGCAUACAGAAUGGGAGAAUUUCCAUGGUGGUUUCAUACAACAUGGACUUGUGCAUUUCAACUUAUUCUUUCCAUUAGUGUCCUCUUUGGUGUUGUCGGUGUUGGUGCUCUUCCUGGUUUAGUCCCUCUUCUUAUAUGUGGACUCCUCAAUGUACCAUUUGCAAGGAUCCUACAAAACUGUCAGUCACAGUUUAUGAUUGCACAGGACGAACGUCUUCGAUCAACUUCGGAGGUUCUAAAUAGUAUGAAGAUCAUUAAGUUACAGUCAUGGGAAGAAAAAUUCAAGAACUUAGUUGAGUUGUUACGCGAUAAAGAGUUUGUAUGGUUGUCGAAGGCACAGAUCCUGAAAGCUACUAAUUCAUUUCUCUAUUGGAUGUCUCCUACAGUUGUAUCUGCUGUUGUUUUUGUUGGAUGUGCUGUUACCAAGAGUGCACCAUUAAAUGCUGAAACCAUUUUCACAGUUCUUGCAACAUUGAGGAACAUGGGAGAACCUGUUAGAAUGAUCCCUGAAGCUCUAUCCAUUCUGAUUCAAGUUAAGGUUUCGUUCGAUCGUCUUACUAAUUUUUUGCUUGAUGAAGAACUAAACAAUGAUGAUAGUGAAAGAAACAUACAGCAACUUUCGGUCAAUGCUGUGGAGAUUCAAGAUGGAAACUUCAAUUGGGAUCAUGAAUCUAUGUCUCCAACCUUAAAGGAUGUAAAUUUAGAAAUCAAAUGGAGACAGAAAAUAGCAGUUUGUGGACCAGUUGGAGCUGGAAAAUCAUCACUUUUGUAUGCAAUACUUGGAGAGAUUCCCAAGAUUCAAGGAACUGUUAAUGUUGGUGGCACACUGGCCUAUGUUUCUCAAUCUUCUUGGAUACAAAGUGGAACAGUUCAAGAAAAUAUACUCUUUGGCAAGCCAAUGGAUAAAAGAAGAUAUGAGAAAGCAAUCAAAGCUUGUGCCUUAGAUAAGGAUAUCAAUGAUUUUAGCCAUGGUGAUCUUACAGAAAUCGGUCAGAGAGGGAUUAACAUGAGUGGAGGACAAAAGCAAAGGAUUCAACUAGCUAGAGCAGUCUACAAUGAUGCUGAUAUCUAUCUCCUUGAUGAUCCUUUCAGUGCAGUUGAUGCUCAUACAGCUGCAAUACUAUUCAAUGAUUGUGUCAUGACUGCUUUAAGAGAGAAAACAGUCAUUCUAGUUACUCAUCAAGUGGAGUUUCUCUCAGAAGUUGAUACUAUCUUGGUCAUGGAGGGUGGAAAAGUUAUUCAAUCAGGUAGUUAUGAGAAUCUCCUGACAGCUGGAACAGCCUUUGAACAACUUGUGAGAGCACAUAAGGACACAAUUACUGAGUUGAAUCAAGAUCAGGAAAAUAAAGAAGGUUCUGAAAAUGAGGUUUUGGCUAAACAUCAAAGUGAGGGAGAGAUUUCUAGUAUCAAGGGUCCAAUUGGAGCACAGCUUACACAAGAGGAAGAAAAAGUGAUUGGUAAUGUUGGAUGGAAGCCAUUUUGGGAUUAUAUUAAUUAUUCCAAAGGGACAUUCAUGCUGUGUAUGAUCAUGUUAUCACAAUCUGGUUUUAUGGCUUUGCAAACUUCAUCAACCUAUUGGCUUGCUAUUGCCAUUGAAAUUCCAAAAGUAACUAAUGCCGCCUUGAUUGGAGUUUAUGCAUUAAUUUCUUUUUCUAGUGCUGCUUUUGUUUAUGUAAGGUCUUACUUGACUGCACUUUUGGGAUUAAAAGCUUCUACUGUUUUCUUCUCAAGCUUCACUACAGCUAUCUUCAAUGCUCCGAUGCUUUUCUUUGAUUCAACUCCUGUUGGAAGGAUUUUGACAAGAGCUUCAUCAGAUUUGAGUAUUUUGGACUUUGAUAUACCUUAUUCCAUCACCUUUGUAGCAUCAAUAGCAAUUGAAGUUUUGGUCAUAAUUUGUGUAGUGGCUUCAGUCACAUGGCAAGUUCUCAUUGUUGCUGUUCCUGCAAUGGUUGCAUCAAUAUACGUUCAGCAAUAUUAUCAAGCCACUGCAAGUGAACUAAUACGGAUCAACGGAACCACCAAAGCUCCAGUCAUGAAUUUUGCAGCUGAGACAUCACUUGGAGUAGUUACAGUAAGAUCAUUCAACAUGGUAGACAGAUUUUUCAAAAACUACUUGAAACUUGUGGACACAGAUGCUUCAUUGUUCUUUCAUUCAAAUGGGGCCAUGGAAUGGGUGGUUUUAAGGAUUGAAGCACUUCAAAACUUGACUGUCAUCACUGCAGCUCUUUUGCUUAUUCUACUUCCUCAGGGAUAUGUAUCCCCAGGCCUUGUGGGGCUGUCUCUUUCUUAUGCUUUUACUUUGACAGGAGCCCAAAUAUUUUGGAGUAGAUGGUUUUCCAACUUAUCAAACCAUAUUAUCUCCGUUGAAAGAAUCAACCAAUUCAUUCACAUACCAGCUGAACCGCCUGCCAUUGUGGAUAAUAACCGACCACCAUCUUCAUGGCCUUCCAAGGGCAAGAUUGAUCUUCAAGGCUUAGAGAUUAGAUAUCGUCCUAAUAGUCCAUUAGUACUUAAGGGAAUCAUUUGUACAUUUAAAGAAGGAAGUAGGGUAGGAGUUGUUGGAAGGACUGGAAGUGGGAAAAGCACACUGAUUAGUGCUUUGUUUCGCUUAGUUGAGCCUUCAAGAGGUGAUAUUCUUAUAGAUGGGGUUAACAUAUGCUCAAUCGGAUUGAAGGAUUUGAGAACAAAGCUAAGCAUCAUUCCUCAAGAACCAACACUUUUCAAGGGCAGCAUUAGAACAAACCUGGACCCUCUAGGCCUGUAUUCAGAUGAUGAAAUAUGGAAGGCUGUAGAAAAAUGUCAGCUUAAGGAAACAAUCAGCAAGCUACCAAAUCUCUUAGACUCUUCUGUGAGCGAUGAAGGUGGAAAUUGGAGCUUGGGACAAAGGCAAUUGUUUUGCCUUGGAAGAGUUCUACUUAAGAGAAACAGAAUUCUUGUUCUGGAUGAAGCAACAGCAUCCAUUGACUCUGCGACGGAUGCAAUUCUACAAAGAGUAAUUAGACAAGAAUUUUCAGAAUGCACAGUUAUAACUGUGGCUCACAGAGUUCCAACUGUAAUAGACAGUGACAUGGUCAUGGUCCUAUCUUAUGGGAAACUUGUGGAAUAUGAUGAGCCUUCAAAGCUAAUGGAUACAAACUCAUCAUUCUCUAAGCUGGUAGCUGAAUAUUGGUCUAGUUGCAGGAAGAGUUCCUCACAAAGAUUAUCAGGAUGAAGCGAUGAGUAAUGACUUAUUGGAAAAUAAAGAUUAUAAAUAAAUUGAGGGAAUAUAGUUCACACCCCACCCCAGUAGUUAUGAUCCCAGAAGAAUAAAGGGAAAAAAUUGAUUUCUUGAAUUUUUUAUAUAUGUACAUAUUUAAAUUUAGUUGUUCUCCCUAAUCUAUAUAUAAUAAAUGUGUUAAACCUGAAGCAGGUACUGUGAAGAUGCUUCUCAGCAAAUUCAAUCAGUAUUAUCUUGCUGCAUAAGAUAAUUGUCCACUACUUUAAUU